Messenger RNA from Syzygium oleosum, 686 nucleotides. RefSeq lists its product as uncharacterized. The coding region runs from base 1 to 402 and encodes 133 amino acids. The record is from RefSeq and is a predicted model, not a curated record. The transcript has a single exon. NCBI's taxonomy places the organism in Eukaryota, Viridiplantae, Streptophyta, Magnoliopsida, Myrtales, Myrtaceae.
AUGGUUGGGUUAGCGGCACAUGCUUUCAAGUUCAUGACAGCAGAAGAAUCGACUGCCGUCUUCGUGAAGGCGGGGUUUAGAGAAGCCGAAUUAGCUUGCACUUUGGUCAAGAUCCUGAAGAGCUACCGGAACCCAAAUAUAAAGGUGCCAAGAAUGACAAGGUUUGCCAUCGAGCUGGCAAACUGGAUGAUGAGAAACAAAUUGACGAAUGUGCAGAUCUUCAGGGAUCCGGGCAUGGAGGAGGAGCUUGAAGGUGUCAUGGAUACCACACCAGAGCUAGAGAGCUUCAAUAUUUUCUCUGGCACCAUUGGACUAAGCAGGCACAGCACGACCAUUCACUCACUUGUUGAGACCGCACUUAUGCUGCUGAAGAACAGGUUUGAUCAACCGAUAGGUUACUGAGCAAGUGAUGAAGCCAAAUUAUCCAACAAAUGGGAAACAUGAAGGUCUGCCGGACUACAUAUUUCAUUCUCUAAUUCCAGAAGCAAAGAAAUAAAGGUAAUUGCUUCUUUAGCAGCUCCGCCCGGCUUAAGUCUGAUUAAAUGCUUCUGCAAGUUAUCGCCUUCCUUGUUUGUUUGCACGGAAUUUGUGCAAUUUACAGCACACUGCGUGUACUACUACCAAAACAUAUGCAAGAUAUGUACAUGCAGCCACACAUUCUUUUAUUUUACAAUUUUACUCCUGAA